Messenger RNA from Anguilla anguilla (European eel), 5352 nucleotides. RefSeq names its product homeobox-containing protein 1-like. The coding region runs from base 1564 to 3132 and encodes 522 amino acids. The transcript is spliced from 10 exons. Lineage: Eukaryota; Metazoa; Chordata; Actinopteri; Anguilliformes; Anguillidae. Gene Ontology annotation, biological process: positive regulation of DNA-templated transcription. The record is from RefSeq and is a predicted model, not a curated record. Gene Ontology annotation, molecular function: double-stranded telomeric DNA binding. Gene Ontology annotation, cellular component: nucleus.
CCCUCCAAAAGAAAAUCUGUUGCCGUUCCCCCAGCUGCAGGUGUUUGUUUUCUCGGCUACUCUUUCAGUGAGCUCUUAAGUCUGCAAUUAGAGAGCCGAACCCUUGUGUUGUCUAAUGCUGUGCAUGAAUGGUGCGCUUUCUCUCUCAAGAAAGCGUUCGUUCUUUCAGGUCGAUGAAGCCGAUUACCCAACAUUACACCGUCAAGUUCCUCAAACAAGCCCAUUUACUCCCAGUCCAAACGAGCUUAAUGAGCUGCACUUGAAUGCUAAUUGCGUGUAACUUUGUUUGCUGCUAACUAAAACGCAAUUAAAUGUAAUUCGAGCGGAGUGGCUGUAAUCAAAGAUGAGCAGCGAAUCCGGUGGGUUCAGUUGAGACGUCGAGCGGUCGGGUAAUUGUUUUCUGGGCGCAGGGACAGGUGUGCUUGUGUAAGGCUAGUGAAAAUGCAAGCCAGGAAUGUCAGUGUUUCUUAGCAUGAGGGGGCGUGGUGCACUGAAUGUCAUCAAGCCGGAGGUGGUGCGAACCUCAACGUGAAAUAUGACGAUAUUGGAAAAGCAUCUUCAGAGAUGAAUGCUUAUUGCACGGUUUCUGGAAUGCCCGUGUGCAUUUUUGGCAGUAAGAACCAGCAGGCCGUAGCUCUUUGUGAUGAAUAUCUUUAGCGUAAUUGUUUAGCUAGAUGUCAACGGGCACAUUUUUCCGGGCGCUUUGUUAUUGGGGCUCAUAUUUCCUCUAACUUUGGUCUUGAUUUAUUUCCGAAACUUUGUAAGAAUGAAGUAGCAAGUUCCCUCUUCUCCAUAAAUCCCAUAUCAUUGCUUUCCAACACUGAACAUUUUAUCGCCAUUUCAGGCGAGCAGUGUUGUGCAGGGUAGCUCUGAAUUGAGAUUGUGCUCUGUGUCUGCUCUGUCAGAUAUCAAGGUGACACCACAGAUGUUCGAUGAACAAACCAGAUGGCCUGCUCCUGCGGCCCUUCUGUCCUCUUUCUUAUUCAAGGACGUUUCCAGCUGUCCGUGUUGCUAUGCUGGCUGUGGAUUCCGCCUUCAGCCAUGCCCCGGAAUAUGAAUUUUCAUAACAAGCCAGCAAAUCGCAAUACUUUGAUUCAGGAGUAACAGAGGUUAAGGAUAUGCUUUUGAUUAUCUGGUUUGCACACGGUCAGUCUGGUGAUUUGUCAUGUUUGUUUGCUUCUUUUUUUUUUUUCCCUGUAUUUGUUGAAAGUAGAUGAUGCUUUUUGUUUUUUUGUUAUCCUGCGACAAGAAACAGAUUGUUCGGGAUGCACUCCAAACAAACUGACAAAAAAUUGGCGGUAGCUGCCUGUAGAAGAAUAGGCGCUCUUCCCAAUACAGAAAGCUGACUUUGGGAGCCAACGUCAGUGUUGAAACUGCAAUCGAGACUAGAAAAACUGGCACAAGUAAAAGAAAAAGGUGCUUUCCUCUCAAAACAGCCUUACAUGGGCCAUUCAGUUACCAAAAAAACGCCACCGCCUGUUUGUUUCAUAAAUAGCCACUUGCUCAGCGUGCUAUGUGCAGACACAUUUGACCCAGAAGCCCAGAUUCACAUUAAGCGUAUGAAUGUCCCACUACACAGACGAGCCGCGUUUCACCAUCGAGCAGAUUGACCUGCUGCAGAGGCUGCGGCACACGGGCAUGACCAAGCGGGAGAUCCUGCACGCGCUCGACACCCUGGAGCGGCUGGACCGCGAGCACGGGGAGAAGUUCGGCCACCGCGCCGCCUACGCGGCGGGCCCCAGGGCCCCCGGGGGCCCCGCCGCUGGCGGCGGCUCCGCCCCGGCCGCCCUGUCCUCCUCCAGCAGCAACGGCGCGCCGGCGGCCUCGUCCUCCACCGCCACGGCCACCGCCGCCACCCAGACGCAGUACCGGAGCAGCCUCUCCCCGUCGCCCACCAAUGGCUACGACGCCUCCCCGCCGGCCCCCGCCCCUUCCUCCGCCGCCGCCGCCGUCGUCGCCGCCCAGAACGGGCGCGACGCCCUGUCGGCCGUGCCCAACGGGAAGCUGUCCCCGCCCCGUUUCCCCGGCAGCAGCGGCGUCGGCGUCGGGCCCGUCGUCCCCGCCCGGGCCUACACCUACGACGUGGCGGACGAGGAGAUUGAGAUCGACGACAAGGUGGAGGAGCUCAUGAGGAGGGACAGCAACCUCAUCAAGGAGGAAAUCAAAGCCUUCCUGGCCAACCGCCGGAUCUCCCAGGCUGUGGUCGCCCAGGUCACAGGGAUCAGCCAGAGCCGGAUCUCCCACUGGCUUCUGCAGCAGGGCUCGGACCUCAGCGAGCAGAAGAAGAGGGCCUUCUUCCGCUGGUACCAGCUGGAGAAGACCUCGCCCGGCGCCACCCUGUCCAUGCGCCCUACCCCCUUGGCCCUGGAGGAGAUGGAGUGGAUGCAGACUCCGCCCCCUAUAAGCUCCGCCCCCGGGAGCUUCCGCCUGCGCAGAGGGAGCCGCUUCACCUGGAGGAAGGAGUGCCUCGCCGUGAUGGAGAGCUACUUCAAUGAGAACCAGUACCCGGACGAGGCCAAGAGAGAAGAGAUCGCCAAUGCCUGCAACGCGGUCAUACAGAAGCCAGGGAAGAAACUGACUGAGCUGGAGAGGGUGACUUCCCUGAAGGUCUACAAUUGGUUUGCAAACCGACGGAAGGAGAUCAAGAGGAGAGCGAAUAUCGAAGCAGCAAUCCUGGAGAGCCACGGGAUCGAUGUUCAGAGCCCAGGGGGCCACUCCAACAGCGACGACGUCGAUGGCAACGACUACUCCGAGCAGGCCUGCGAUGCUGUCUUUUUUGAAAAGAGGCCAUUCCCCCGACCCAGAUUUGACCUCUCCCCGCCCACACAGGUGCCCGUUUUGCCGCCCAGUUGGCUGGCGGCCAGGCCCAGCCUGGGCAGCGCGGGACCGCAGAGGGCCCCACCGGCUGGACGGCCGGGCGCGGGGCCGGGGAAGGCUGAGGGGGGCCCCAGACUGACCGCUGUCUCCUGGUCUCCCCCAUCCCUCCAGGACGACAGCAACAGCCACGGCGAGCACCAGGACCCCAUCACGCUCGCCGUGGAGAUGGCCGCCGUCAACCACUCCAUCCUGGCGCUGGCCCAGCAGGGCGGGGCCGGCGGCGAGAUCAAGACGGAGGUGCUGGACGACGACUGAGGAGGCGACCCGCGCGUGGGGGGGGGGGGGAGGAGGCGGUCAGGGAGCAGGAGCGCGGGGAGGGAAGGGCAGCGAAGCGAAGUGAGCGCGUGCGAUGGGGCCGCGUUCGCCGUGGGGCGGGAGGACUAAACGAUGACCAAAGCCGCGUGUGACACCGUGUGAGUUCCUGCUUCACGCCCAAAGCCACCCCCCACCUCAUGUUCUCGUGGUCAUGGCAACCCUGCCUGCUCCUUGAUUGGACUCCACACGUUCCUCUUCUAUAUAUCUACAGGUUAAGUGUGAGUACAGCAUAACCACGUACGCUUUUGCCCAUUAGAAAGUUCAUUUCAUAGGACCCCACUCGCCUCCCCUUGGCAUGGAUUCUGUUCACUUUCAGGGUGUUUUGUCUUUCCUUCACUGUAAAAAAAAAAAAAAAAAAAAAAUUCUGUCUUAAGUGUUUUAGUCUCGUAGUCUCGAGAUUUAAAAUCUUAUUUCUUUCUCUCAAGUGGAAAAUAUUAUCUUGUUUUAAGGUACUUUUUGCUUGGCAAGUGAAAUUGCCUGACCCCGUUGGCAAAUCUUAGAAUGAAUCAAACUGUCCCACUGCACUGGCAAUCGUUUUGUUUUGUUCAGUAAAAAAGCAAUAGAAAUAAGAUUUUAAGUGUAAAUCUAAGACUGAAAUGCUUAAGUUUAUCAUUAACCUUUUUUUUGUUUUCAAAGUGUUUUGUUUGAGCACCUGAUACAAUAACCACCUCCGGACGCCCGACCCCUCCCUCCCUUCCUCCGUCUCUCCGUCCCUCGUGAACGGGUGACCGAGGAAGACGGCGUCCCUCUCUUCCUUGGUUGCACUUCCGUACCUCCGUUUCCCACUCUAGUCCCCCCCCGUCCUACCUCCCGCGCGAUACGGUGUAGCGACUGGUGCCACGCCCCCCCACCGGCGCUACCUCGCGCACGAUGGUCCAGUAGAACAGGCGUCGCUUCUCCAAUUAGCUCACGUACGACGUAGCAGAAGAACGCAGGGUUGGAAGUCUCUAGCUUGUCUCAUUUCGGGAGGAGACCGGAGGUUGCUAGCGUAGCGCGUUUUAGAGAGACGCUGGAGGCCGUUAGCGUAGCAGAUUUUCUGAGCGAACGCAGAGCUUGCGCCACAGCGUGCGAGCCUUCGUUCCCGUGGUGAUUCAAGAAAAAAAAGGGACAUUAUAUAUUUUGGACAUUUUAUGUUUUGUUUUUUUUUUCUGAAUCAUUGCUCAAUCAAAUGAGGGUUUUUUUUUAUUUAAAAUUUAUGAAAUACAAAUGCUUCUGUGUGGAGAACGUGACUUUAAAAUCCCAAAGUGAUCAAAAGUGUGUUGAACUACAGGAGGAGGAUCUGUGUGUCAUAGACUAACUCAGUCCCAGGCGGCACGGUGCUCGGGUUGGCUGGGGGGUGAGAUGGCCGUGAUCCCCGUAGCUGCUUAGCUGGGGGGGGACACAUACACGCACCAGCCUCCCGACAGUCAUGCCAGCAGGGGGCGCCACCCCCAGCAAACACGCAGACAUGACAGAGCCCUGCACUUGUGAGUCGCAAAUGGAAAUACAUUUGACUGUUGCUUGAACCCAAAGUGAUUUUAAAGUGGAAUUAUUUAAGAACAUAGCAGAUGCUCCUGCUGUCCAGAAAUGCUUAUAAUACAUACUGUUGAAUACAUUGUUUUAUAUCUAAUUAAUUUACCAGACACUGUUAUCCAGAAAUACUUUUUUAAAAGUAUAUAAGUACAUUGAAAUUGGUUACUAAGAACACUACAGAAUAUUAUUAUGAACAUACAUUGUUAUAGAGGCAAAACUGCUACGGUCACUAGUCGUAGGGAUUAUUAAUGGGUCAGCCUUCCCUGAGACAUCAGGUGGGCUGGAAAUGCUAAUCAGUCCUUUGGUCUUAUAAGGGUUGUGUUGGAAUUGAUUGUGAUCGUCUGAGUUCCUUUUCUGCUGUUUGACUGUUAAAUACCGUAUGGCAAAACAUUCUGGAGUGUAUGCCUCCUGGUCAAUAUUGGUUAAUCUAAUGGUAUGAGUUUCAGAUGCUUCAUAACCACAGGCAAGACGUUUGUUGAAGGAAAUUCUGACUGACAUGUUGGAUAGUAGUAUCCAAUCCCAGGAGAACAACGCAUCAUUGUCUACUUUUUUUUCCCCCGUUCUUUGUCCCUGUUUAAAGAACGCAGAUUAUUAAUCGACUGGGCAUUAGGCACAUGAGGGGACAGACUGUAAUGAAGCAGGCGUGGU